Molecule: messenger RNA, 1826 nt
Organism: Planococcus citri (citrus mealybug)
Lineage: Eukaryota; Metazoa; Arthropoda; Insecta; Hemiptera; Pseudococcidae
Product: cystathionine gamma-lyase-like
Exons: 8
Coding region: 767-1774 (335 amino acids)
Biological process (GO): transsulfuration
Cellular component (GO): cytoplasm
Molecular function (GO): pyridoxal phosphate binding; carbon-sulfur lyase activity
Source: RefSeq, a predicted model, not a curated record
CUUCUCGAUGCACUUCUAGUUCCCAACAUUGUGAAAAAAAAGUGUGAGUUUUGGCGUGUUGAUUUAUUCUAAUUUUAGAGCAUAAAAUUCGAAAAUUGAUGAAAUUUUUGAAUAUUAAGACCUCAUUCUCAAUUGACUCCCCUCUCUUCCCUCCUCCAAAAAUUAAUUUGGGUAAUUUUUUCAAAUGUUGGGUGGUAGAAGGGCACCGAGGGAUCGUAUCCCGAUUGCACACAGAGGACAUCUUGUAUGGUUUACUUCACCAAUUUUAAAUGAAUCUAUUCGUAUUUGUGAACAAAUGUCUAUAUUGUUCGGAGUUGAAUUCGUAUUUUGUUUAUCUUAUACUCGUUGGUUUCAAUUUUGACGUGAAACAUUGAUGGUACUAUUUUGGUUUAUCUAAAUCCUGUGAUUUGAGAUUCAGUUCGAAUACCAGACAUACGGUACAAUACUUUCAAUUGUUAUUAUACCUAAUUGUAGUUAUCUUUAAAAAUUAUAAGUAGGUAGAUAUAGGUUGACGGCGAUUUAAUUUGUUAAUAAAAAUACAAUCAUUACAUCGAACAAUGGAAGUUUAGAAUUUUACAGUUGUGAAAUUGUUUUCGUGAUAUUAUUUUUUGAAUUAUAUUGAUGUGAUUCCGUUCAUUUAUUGAAGGAGUUAUCCCAGCUUAACUAAAUUAUUUAUAAAAUCGCAUUAUUCAUAGCAAGAUGCCUACCACCUCAUCGACUAGCGGUUUCUUACCCGAAGACAGCAAGUUCUCCACAAAAGCACUUCAUGCCGCACAUUCGCCGGAUAAAUGGUCCUCAAAGGCCAUUGUCACACCUAUCAGCCUUAGCAGCGCGUUUGAGCAAUCUGAGCCCGAUGCAUUGGAAAAAUACGUAUCAUAUAAUUUGUAUGGAUGUCGUCUACGGAGGAAGUAGUCUUUAUUUAAAUGAAAUAGCCAGUCGAUUUCAAAUCAGCGUAUCAUUCGUCGAUUUAUGCGACGUCCAGAAUUUACAAAAGAAAAUGAAACCUAAUACCAAAUUGAUCUGGAUUGAGAGUCCGACCAAUCCUACGAUGAAAGUGGUCGAUAUAGGGAUCAUCUCCGGGUAUGCCAAAUCUCAAAAUCCUGAUGUAAUCGUUGUCGUCGAUAAUACUUUUUUAUCUUCUUAUUUUCAAAAACCUUUGAGUUUAGGUGCAGAUAUAUCCAUGUACUCGUUGUCUAAGUAUAUGAAUGGGCAUGCAGAUGUUGUUAUGGGCGCUGUUGUCACCAAUAGCGAGACCCUUUAUGCUGAUUUAAAGUUUAUUCAACAGGGUUCAGGUGCGAUUCCUUCUCCUUUCGACUGUUACUUGGUUGACAGAAGUUUGAAAACAUUAAGUGUCAGGAUGAAACAACACAUGGAAAAUGGUCUUCGAGUUGCUAGAUUCCUCGAAAGUCAUCCUAUGGUGAUUAAAGUCCUUCAUCCUGGUCUGGAGUCUCAUCCUGGUCAUCAGAUUGCAAAAAAACAAUGGUCUGGAUGUUCGGGUAUGCUGUCGUUUUAUAUAAAAGGUGGUCUCGGGGAGGCGAAAUUAUUUGUCAAAAAAUUAAAGUAUUUUAUUUACGCUGGAAGUUUGGGAGGUUGCGAAAGUUUGAUUGUGAUUCCGUCCUUAAUGUCACAUUUGCCUGUUCCACCUUCAAUUCGUGAAAAACUAGGAAUAUCGGAUAACUUGAUUCGUGUUUCAGUUGGUUUGGAAUCAGUCGAUGACCUGAUUGAAGAUCUUGAUCAAGCUUUUCUUGCUGUUCAAUUGGCUGAAAAUAAAUAAAAUCGUUGCAUUAAUAUUUCAUCGUGUGUAUUUGUUUUUUUACCCCUGUCUG